Molecule: messenger RNA, 13926 nt
Organism: Sitodiplosis mosellana (orange wheat blossom midge)
Lineage: Eukaryota; Metazoa; Arthropoda; Insecta; Diptera; Cecidomyiidae
Gene: futsch
Product: microtubule-associated protein futsch
Exons: 9
Coding region: 1085-10708 (3207 amino acids)
Biological process (GO): microtubule cytoskeleton organization; dendrite development; regulation of microtubule depolymerization
Cellular component (GO): microtubule associated complex; microtubule; cytosol
Molecular function (GO): actin binding; microtubule binding
Source: RefSeq, a predicted model, not a curated record
GUGCUCGAUCAGAAAUGUAGGACUUUCGACACGAUUAGUAGAAGCAAUUCACUUGACUUGGCUCUCUGGUUUCUUUAAGGCCGGUCAUACUGUGUGUUGAACUCCGCCAAGAAGAACAAGACAAAAAAGCUGAAGAAAAUUUUACAUCAGAGAAUUUUACUUGAACCAAGAAUAAAAUUACACUCAACUAAUUCGUUCCAUUAUACACCAAGCUCCAAUUAAAAGGGAUUUUUUUCCAUUUUACAUUUACACAAAAACAUUUAAAAAAAACGGCCGAAUAAUAGGGAAAAAAAGUAAAGAAAAUAAUUGCAAAGCUGAAAAAUCGAUAAAAUAAAAUUUUGCUUGAAACUGCACAUUUUUCAUUGUUAGAAUACGAAAAGUUUUUUUUCCAAAUAAGUUUCGUAGUUGCAGAAGUUGGCUUUUUUCUCUUGAAUCGCAUUUUUUUUAAACGUAAGUUUGAAAUUGACGAAGGAAAGUUCGAUAAGGUCCGAUUGAAGUGAAUGGAAAAAGAAGGUGGUUGCGUUUUUUUCUGUGCGUGUGAAAUCGAGUUCGUCAUUUGUGUGCUUCUUUUUCCUGGUAGAUCAUUUCGUAUAUUGCGGUCCUGUGACAGUUCUAGAGUUUGCGCAUCGGUACAGUGUGUGGACUUUAAUAAUAUUGGGAACGAAAAUAGAGAGAAAAUUACAUAAAACCAUAAAUAAAUAAAACUGAAACUGGUUGAUGGUGUGUGUAUGAUCUAACCAAGUCGACGGGUGCGGCCAAAUCAUCACAACGAAGGAAUACGUUCAAGCGCGACUCAAUUUCGCUUUUCCAUUUAACAUUUAAAACCGAGCACACGCAAGUUUCCUCAGUCCAAACGAAGACGACGUACAUAGAAAGAGAGAAAAAAAUUAUUUCAUAUCCCUUUGCGAUUCGCUCAACAUUCGUCAGACGAAUUUGAGAAAACUAAGUUCGGAAAGUGUGCUGUUGAAGUGUUGAACGAAAUUUUUCACGGAAGUGUAAACCAUUUUUCUCCGAUUCGAAAUUUGCUGACUUUAUUUGGAAAGGGUGAUUUUGGGCAGCGGUAAGUCAUUGCACGGGUCAUAUAAUGGCAACGGAGGAAAAGCCCAGUCAGGAGACUCCCGACCAAGUGAUUGAGGAGAUUUCGAAUAGAAAUGAUAUUCCGGCCACUUACGAACCGCCCAGUCCAUUGACCGGCUGCUAUCUGCUUAUUAUAUUGGGAGAGCCACACUCGCAAGAACACAAGGAUAUCAUUUUGCAGCGCCUAUUAAAAGGUUUGUUGUCUUGGAACGUGCUGGAUUGCCAUGUCGAUUUGGAAGAAGAACUGAACAAUUUAACGAAUCAUGCUCCCGAAGGAGAAGCCGCGCGCCAUGGCGAACGCUUGAUUCAAUUUGCCAGUGAAAAUUUGGUGACGGAAAUAUUGAUUCAUCCCCAAUACAAUACGCUGAUUCAAUGCAUGCGAAAUUUAUUGAGUAGCUUUACAAGACAUAGACAUAUUAUACAUUCCGGUUACACAUUCUCGGGAAAUGGUUCAUGGAUCUUGCAAGAUGCCACAUUUUCUGUAUCUGAUUUUGCCGAAGCUCUGCAAGACUAUGAGGUGCAACGCGUUAUGCGAGCAUAUCCCGAUACUAUAUCCAUGGAAAUACAUUGCGCCACGUCGGGUCACUGGAAUAAAUUGCCCGACAAAUCGUUUGCAAAACUCUGUAAAAUUCGCAUCAAUUCCGUUGACAUUCUCGAUUCUGGAAGUGAACGACUCAACGCAUUUAUCAAUUAUUUGUCACCAUUGAUAGCUCCGGCAAAUCUAAAUGAAUUGAUGGCGAGCUCCGAUGUCGUGGGAAAUAUUCGAUUCAGCCAUCCAACGCUCUACGUUUUUCCGGGUGGACAAGGCGAUGCUGCACUCUUUGGUAUCAAUGGAUUCAAUAUGCUGGUCGAUGGUGGUUUCAACCGAAAAUCAUGUUUCUGGGAUUUCACACGGCAUUUGGAUCGUUUGGAUGCUGUGUUGAUGACACGCAUCAGCAAUGCAAACAUUCAAGGGCUCAGUUCGAUAAUAGAACGUAAGGCAAUUUCAAAUGUGUAUCCGCAACUUGGAUAUUUCUUCACCAAUAUUCCCGAGUCAAAACCAGAACCAAGUUUGGAGAGUGAUAAGGAUAGCGAUCCACUGCUUGUUAAUUUAUUCGAACGCGGUCAAUCGCUAACGUCAAACUUGAAAUCAAUUAAUUUGAAACCACAGCCAUGCUACAAGGACGUUGAACCAAUCAACUUGUACCACAAAGUUGGCCAUGGCACUUUGGAUAUGUAUGUGAUAAGCCCGUCGAGAGAGUCCAAGGAAGUAAAAGAGUUUCUCCACAAAUGGAAUGCACGCGAUCAAAAUCUAUUCGCAACCAAACAGUCGAAAGAGUUCCAGUUUCCGCUGCAAAAUCUCGUUUCGAUUUGUGCAAUGUUAGUGUGGCAACCGGCCAAUCCGGAAGAGACUAUUACACGAAUUCUGUUCCCCGGCAGCACACCCGAUUAUAAGAUUAUGGAAGGUUUGGAUAAAAUGAAACACUUGGAAUUUGUUAAGCAUCCCGUUUGCACUGCAAACCAAAUUGAAGCCACCAGUUUCUCAUCAACAAUUUUAUCAAAAAAACAACAACUCAAAUCCGCCCUCGCCGACAAAUCAACUCACGAGCAAACAAUCCUUCCGUCCAAAGUAACUAGAACCGUGGUUGCACAAGAGAAGGAUAACAAAACGGUAACUGAGACGAAAACCGUAAUUAAAACGGAAAAAGAGAGUGCCGUCGUCGAUGGUGAAACGACAAAAGUUGAAGCGGAAAAAGAGCAAGAAAAAGACAACAAAACUGCGUCUGAGUCGAAACCCGUUGUGAAAUCACGCAUCGACUCCCGACCGCCCAAAUCAAUGGAGAAAAAAUUGAAAAAAGACUCAUCUACCGAAAAGAAGUCUAGUCCAGUCACGACGCCAAAGAAAGAAGCGAAACAGCCAAAAGAAAAAGAGAGAGAAAUCAAGUCGAGGAUUAUUAGUCGUGUGGCAAAAAUAAGCCCAAGCAGUACACCAGCUAAGAGUACUAAAGAAGCAAAUAAUCGCAAAGUGUUUGAGUCCAAGCAGAGGACAUCUGUGAAAACAGUCAAGAAAGAUGUGUCACAAACAAUCACCGAAAAGAAAGAAACUGUAAAGGAGCUGAAAGUCGAGCGAAAAGCCAUUUCACGACGGCCAAAACCAGCCGCCGGCAGCCCAAUGAAAAGUAUCAAAAAAUCUACCGCCAAAGACACGGCCGUUAUUCACAAACCAAAAGCGGAUAAAGGAGCCGCUUCUGAUUCAAGUGUUGUCUCCACACCAAGUGCUGCAACUGAUGAUGUAAAAGUUAAGAAAACGGCCGUUGAGCAGGAAAAACAAAUCCUGCUCGAUGAUUUAAUCGAAGAACAAGAGGCAGUACGUGAAAUUGAAGCUGUUUUACAACGAUCGGAGAGCAAACAAAUUGAUGAUGAUGAACGUCGUACUAUUAUUAUUGAUAAACAGGAUAGCACAACCGAGGCUGAUGAAGAUGAAGAAUAUAUCAUUAUCGAAAAGGAAGAACAAUACACAGAGGAGUGUUCGGUCAAUGACCCGGAAAGCGGUGACUUAACUGGAAAAGAAGAAGUCAAGCAUCAACGCGAUUCACAAGAGUCAGAGAAGAAGCGCAAACCAAGCAUUGAAACAACUGAAGAAGAGGAAGAGCCACAGCAAGCCGGCGAAAAAUUGACCGAGCAAGACAAACCAGAUGCGGAAAGCGUUGCGGCUGCAGAGGAACCUAUUCAUGUUAAAGAAGAAGAAAUGGAAGAAGCAAUUCCAACUUCACAUAAAAUGAAUGGCGACGUUCCAAAGGCUAAAUCUGAUAUCCAGGAGGAAGCCAAAUCCGAUGAAGGGUCUCCAAUAUCCGACGAGAAGCAGCCCAGUGAUGAGAAAAACAUUUAUGUCAAGGAAGAAUUAGGUGUAGAUAAAAUUCCGGCUGACACAAAGGAAGCAGAUAUUGUCAACGUUCCUGAAAGUCAAGCAACAGCCGAGUCGGGUGCUACAACUGCACCAACAUUGCCAGAAGAUGAGCAUAUUCCAUUAGACGAAGUCAAAGAAAAUGUUGUGAUUGAAGAGAAAUACAUCAAAGAAGAGACAAAAGAAACGCAAGUGGUUGUCACUACCGUUGAUGAGCCAGUAGAACGUGUUCAACCGAAACCAAUGCAAUUCGAUGCUCAACAACCACAUUUGCGUGAGCUGAAUAUUAAAACGCCAGAUGAGGUCGCUGAUUUGCCGGUGCAUGAAGAGGCUGACAUUGCUACUGAUGAAACACCAGCUGGCAGUCGAAAGGCUUCACUGCGUAAAGGUGAAGAGCUGACCAAACAAGAACAGCCUAUCAAAACCGAGCCAGUUGAAAUCGAAUCUAAGGAUAUUGACGAUGCUAAAGUCUCUCCCAAAGAAGAAAAUUUGGGAUCGAAAACUCCGAUCGAAAAGAAAAGCCCAUCGCCAACAAGUGUUGAGCAGAAAGUUGCCUCGCCGGUUGAAAAAGUUGAAUACAAAGUUGAAGAUUUGGGCAAACAAUUCGAAAGUACAUUGAAAGAUGUUACCGCAAAAGUGGAAUUUACCGAUGAGCCAAACGAUUUGAAAGGAAAAAGUCCAGUUGAUGAUAGCAAACCAAAUGAUACCGAAGCACCUAGCCCUUCUAAAGAAGAAAUUUUGAUAAAAGAUGAAGCCGAUGAUCGUAAGAGUGUAUCGCCGAUUGAUGUUAAACAGGAAGAAAUCAGAACAACCUUGAUUCAAACAGAAAACACUGAAAUAAAAACCGAAUUUGUCGCUGAAACAAUAGAAGAAUUGACAAGUGUAUCGCCCGACAAGAUUGAAUCAGAACGAAAAGCGAGUGUCGUUGAUAAAACCAGUGAUGUUAAAGCUGGGAAAAUCGCAUCGAAAAGUCCAUCGCCCGACUUAAAGGAAGAAAUUAGUGCUACUCCAAAGGAAGUUGAAACAGUGUCCGGAAGUAAACGAGAAAGCUUAAUCGAGGAUGACGAUUUCAAAGCUGAAAUCGCUAAAGUCAGUGAACCAAAACCAAUUGAAAUAGCAACAUCCAAAAGUCCAUCACCAACAAGAGAUGAGAAAAUCGGUGAAUCACCGAAACGAAGUGAGGUCACAAAUGAAAAACUUGCAAGUGUAUCUAAAGAGCCCGAAUUGAAGAAAGCAGAAUUAGAGCUCGAAGAACCUGAACAAAUUAUUAGCAAGGCCGAAGUCGAUAUUGCAACAACUAAAGCUGGUGAUGUUGUUGUUAGCGAAGAAAUCAAGAGUGCUUCGCCAAUUCAAGACAUCAUUGAAACCAAAGAAGAGAAAGUGGCGUCAAAGAGUCCAUCUCCAGAUCUUAAAGAGCAAGCAUCUGUUUCACCAGUUCCACAAAAGGAAGUGGUCGUCGAAAUUGUUGCUUCAGUGGACAGUAAACGGGCUAGUUUAAAAGAUGAUACUGCAAUCGAAGCCGCAAAACCUAAUGAACCAGAAAUCGAGGAAAAAGAGAAAUCAAAGAGUCCGUCACCAACAAAAGACGAACCAAUUAUUGAAUCACGUGAACAAAGUGUUGCUGAAAUUGAGCGUAAGAGUGCAUCACCAGUUGAAAAAGAACAUGUGGUGUCACCACCAAAAUCAGUUUCGCCGCCAGCAAAAGAUGAUAUCGCUUCACCGGAACGCAAAGAUAGUGCCGUCGCAACAAAGUCCAUUACUCCGACCGAAUUAAAUUUACAAUCGUCAGACUAUACCGAAGUAUAUGACUACAGUCAUCCAUUCGAUGCUCAAUGUCCAAAUGAAUUACGCGAAACUCACAUUACAACUGUCGAGUCACCAAUUGUUGAAAAGAGCAAAUUGAUCGAUUUGCAAGUCAUCGAUAAAACUAUAACUGAAAUCAUCGGGGGAGAUGAUUCAUCAUUGAAUGAUAUCAGAGAAGAAGAUGAAGAGGAUCGUGUGACGCCACCACGUGAAGAAAUACAAGAGUCCUCUCCGAAACCAAGUGUACCACUUGAAGUGCAUACUGAGCCGCCUAGGUCAGUUUCGCCACGAGAACAGGAAGUUUUGAAAAUUGUUGCUAACGUGGCCGAGGUGUUAAAAUCUGAAAAAGACAUAACCGAUAUUAUUCCCGAUUUUAAUGAGGACGAAUUAGAAAAAAAUAUCAUGCAACGUGCAAGCACACCCGAAGUAUUUUCCAGCAUCAAGGAGUCUGCCGACUUCCAUGAUUUAUCUGCUUCGCUAUCAGAAGCAAAAACGUCAACCACUUCAAUUGAUGAGAAGGAACAACAUGAAAUUGCCGAAAAACACCAGGCCGGAUUCCAGAAAGAAGUGGCCGACGGUGAUGUUUAUCGCAAAGAAUCGUAUGCCGGUGAAGUUUUGGAUGAUUCGCGACGUGAAUCUGCAAUCAGCACAUUCAGCGAGAGAGAUUUUACCAAAGAUGAAAGCACUUUGGAUAAAUUUUCUCGUUCAAAUUCAUCAUUGGAAUUGAAACACGAUGAAUUAGAAGUGAAAUCAACUGAAAUCGAAACACACUCGGAAGUAACUCAAAUCGAAAAGUCUCAAGUAAGCGAGACGGUAGCAAUAGAUUCACGCAGACAAUCGCUUCUCAGCGAUAAACCAGGCUCAACAUCGCCUGAAAAACAAGAAGAACUUGAACAAAGCAAAACCGUAAAGCCAACGGCAGAAGAAACAAAAGUAUUAACGGACCGUAAAGAAAGUAUUAGCUUGAAACUUGAAGAAGAUAGUGCAACUGUUCAACGAAUGCUGGUGACUGCAAGUAGUGAAGACGGUGGCGAAGAGACGGAAAUAUGUGCCGAAGGCACCAUCAAAUUUAGCCCAUCAGCAACAACACCUGAAACAUUUUCGGGCAAGGCUACGCCAGAAAUUGACCACGAUGAUUUGCAAAAGAAACCCGAAUCGGGUAAAGAAACCGUUGAAGCCAGCCACAUUGAAUCGACAUUGGAGGUUGAUGAUUUAACACGCAGAGAAACGACAAGCCGACAAAGCGAUCGCCCCGAUUCAGUAAUGAGUCAUUUCAGUGAUACAACUGAACCCGAACUGAAGGAAACAUGCAGCUCACCUGAAAAGCAAGUCCAUGAGAAACAAUCAAGUUCAUCGGGCAAAUCAACCGGUUCACCAUCGACUGCUAGCAGCAGCCAUGGAUCUGUUGAAAUCGAAAAGAAAGAUGAAUCACGCCCUGACUCUCGAGAUAUUGGUGGCAAAAUUGAAGAGAAACAUGAUCUGUCGGGAAAAACAACAUCAACCGAUGCUAAUCGCCCUGAAUCGGCGGCUGAUGACAAAAACAUUGAUGAUGUGCAAGCAAAAAAAUCAUCAAGCCUACCUAUCGAAAGCGAUAAAAAGGAUUCGAUCGAGAAAGAAGACGACAAACAAUUGUCAACAAGUGAUUUAUCUCGUCCAGAAUCUGCCGCAAAACCUGAAUCCCGAAGUCAAUCCGUUGCGAGCGAAGAAAAAAUCGAGAUUGUAGACGCACAACAAUCACGUUCACAAUCAAUUGUGAUUGAAAAACAAGAUGCUUCCGGCAAAACAGCACCGGCUGAAGUUAGUCGCCCCGAAUCAGCAGCAAGCGACAGGAAAGCUAAAACUGAAGUAAAAUCACCAUCGCCUCCCCAAGAAAAAGAAUCAUCACGACCAGUAUCAAGUGCAAGUGUGGAAAAAAUUGAACAUGCCUCACCAACACCAUCCACAAAGUCCACGGAGGAAAAAGCAGACGAUGAUAAGUCACCUGAAGACAUCCAAAAAUCACGUUCUCAGUCAAUAGCAAGCGAAAAAGUGGACAUUUCUGGUAAAACUACUCCAUUGCCAGUCAGUCGACCCGAGUCUGCUGCCAGUAACAUUAGUGCAAAGGAUGCAGUAAUUACAAAAACAACGGCUGACUUGAUUGAACCUAUCAGCUGUGAUGAACAGAAAUCACACUCUCCAUCGCUCAAAGAAGAACUGAUUGAGGAAGAGUCUACAUCGUCUAAAAUAGAUUCAGUUGCAAGCGCAAUUGAUGUACAGAAAGACACCGAAAAAUCGCCAGUUAAGGAUGAGGCAACAACCAAAACAAUUACAACAAUUAAAUCUGAGGUAAAAGACGAAUGCACUGUUAGUUCCACUUUUGUUGAACAAAUUGUGAAAUCGCCUAGUCCUCCAUCUGAGGCGAUUAAGAAGGAUUCAUUCGACAAAGCCGAUGAUCAAAGUGUUUUGAAAGGUGACGUAUCGCGACCGGGAUCGGCAGCAAGUGAUAUCAGCUCGAAGGAUGGCCAAAAAUCGCCAGUUGUUUCUACAGAAAAAGAACAAAUCACAACGAAAUCGGAAUCUCGUAGUCAAUCCAUUGUGAGUGUCAUUAGUGAAGAGAAAGAAGAAGAUGAGAAAUCGACCAAAAUCGCGUCACCAAGCCCUCCCGAGAGUGUGAAAAGAGAUUCUUUUGAAAAGGUUGAUGACAAAAAAUUGAGUGUUAGUGAAUCAUCACGACCCGAAUCGGCAACAAGUGACAUUAGUUCAAAGGAUCAAGCACCAUCGCCGAAUCGACCAACCAAAGAUGAGCCAUCGGUAACUAAAGUGGAAUCGCGAAGUCAAUCCGUUGCAAGCGAAGAAAAAGUCGAGAUUGUAGACGCACAACAAUCACGUUCACAAUCAAUUGUGAGUGAAAAACAAGAUGCUUCCGGCAAAACUACACCGGCUGAAGGAAGCCGACCCGAAUCGGCAGCCAGUGAUGGAAAGAAGAGUGAUUCAAAAAUAACUGAUUCUCAAAUUCAGUCGACGGCAAGUGUUGUGGUUGAAGAAAAAACGACAUCUCUCGCUUAUGAAUCGUGUCAAUUGACAAGUGACAUAGCCGCAAAAGCUGAAAAACCCAAAAACGAGACAGAAAGUAGUGAUUUAGAUGGUAUUGGUGUUCAAAUAGCGACUGGGAGUACUAUUUGCGAUAUUCAUGAUUCAGCUGAUAAGAAAACUGGCGACAAAGGAAUCGUAGAUGAUAAAUUUGUUAUUCAUGAUUUGCCGAAGAAAACCGAUGUAAUGAAAGAAUCACGAUCAAAAUCUGUAGCAUCGAUUUCAGUUUUUGGUACUGUUGAAACACCACAGAGUUUCGAUCUAGAGAAAAUUACCGAGUUGUCGAAAGAUGAUUCAAAUCUAGCGGGCUCAUCACGGAAAGCAUCCGAUAUCAGUACAUUGAUUGAAGAUGUCAAGAAAAUUGACGAAAAAAUCAGUAAGCCAACGGCUAGUGAGAAAGUUGAGUCAACUGAAGUGACAACGACCACUAGCACCAAAGACGAGCAUUUAUCGAGCUUGGAUCAUAAAUUAAGCCAACAAAAGAGUGCUCAUUCGUCAUUGGAAAGCACAACGUCGGACAAAGUUUCGAUUGAAACUGUUUUGGAUAGUGGUGUUUUGGGUAGUUUCGAUACGAAAGAGCACUCAUUCGAUUUGCCCGCCACCACCACCAAAGAAGUAACAUCAUCGGUUCAAGUAGUAACAAAAGAAAUUUCAGCGAUUAAAUCCGACUCGAAAACAUUGCGUGAUUCAGAUAACGAAAGUUUGCCUAUAAGUGACGACGAAGCUGUUACAUCAAGCCAGAAAUAUUCGUAUGAGGAUUAUCAAUUCGAGAGAUCAAACUCGGAGUUGAGCAAAAAAUCUGAUUUGGAUAUUGAUGACUCACAAAAUGACAUUCCGCCAGAAUACAAAUCCGCAGUUGGCUAUGGCAGCCAAGAAUUCAAAUCAGCAGUGACCGUAUCAUCGUCCUAUACCAUGGAUCCGAUGAUGAGUGCAUCAUUUUAUGGUGAAUUGCCGAGCGGAAUAGAAAAAUCAGAACCAUCGACGACAGUAACAACCGUCCGAACCGUGAUUACGAAACAAUUCGAUGUUCAUGGCGAAGGCGAUCCAAUCACUCACACACAUACCAUACAAGAAACAUCCACGACUAAAUCUGAUGACCAUAAAUUCCUCGACGAAGCCGACAUGGGCUUUGAAAAGGCUUUGGAAGAACACCGUCAGGCACGAGGUGACGAUGUAAUGUCAUCGAUUACAUCCAAAUAUGAAUUUUCACCAUCAAAAUUCCCGGCUGAUAAAUUGACAGAAACCGCCAGCGGUUUCCCAUUGAGCGAUGUGAAAUCGCCUAAGGAACAGUCAAAAGACGACGCAGCAAGCUCAGCCGAUGCAUUGGCGAAACAAUUGGAGGACGAUUUAAAGAAAGCUGAAGAACGAGUCGCAUCUUGGGGCAAACCUUUAGGUCUUCCAGUAUCGAUACCAGAAAAUCCAUCAACACCAAAGAAAGAACGGAAAAUUGCGUCCGCUAAAAUUAAACUCAAUAACGAGAAGAACAUUCAGAAGCGCGCCAGUUCGCCAAACAAAAGCAAAAAAUCCACACCAAUUUACAUGGACCUCACAUACGUACCGCAUAACGGAAACUCUUACUAUUCGCAUGUGGAAUUCUUCAAACGUGUGCGGGCUCGAUAUUACGUAUUCUCUGGCACCGAACCCAGUCGCGACGUUUAUAACGCUCUGCUUGAGGCCAAACAAACCUGGGAAGAUAAAAGUUUGGAGGUCACUAUCAUUCCCACAUACGACACAGAUGUGCUCGGCUAUUGGGUAGCUGAAAAUGAAGAGUUGCUUGCUAAAUACCACAUCGAUCUGUCGCCGUCGGCAUCUAGAUGCACAAUCAAUCUACAAGAUCACGAAACAUGCUGCUCAGCCUAUCGCUUGGAGUUCUAAGCCAGCAAACAAACACUAGAAAGUGAGAAGAAUUUCCCAAGGUAGAAUUAUGUGGAGUAAGAAUAACAUGAACAGCCUUUUUCUUUGAAUGUCAUCAGUUUGAAUGAAAAAUAAAAACAAUGCACAAUCUAUAUAUGAAAUUCAAUUUGAUAUUUAAUGCACCGGAUAAAAUAGAACAAACAUUUCAAGAUUGUAUGGAGCGAGCGGUGCACGAAAUACAUAAAUAUUUGCUUCAUUGAUACUUUAAUCAAAAUGUUACCCCCUAUAACAGAAAAUCCUAUUCUUAUAUCUAUUGCAUUAUUGCAAAUCGUGCAUCCCAAAGCGAUUUAUUUAUGUCAAGUUAUUGUUGUUAUUAAAAGUAUCUGCUUGGUAGCUAGAUAUGGAUCUAGGGAAUGAAUGAAUCAAAAAAUGUUCUACCGUGGGCAGCGGAUUACAGAGUAACGGAGAGAAGUUUAUCCAAGUUUCAAGAACUUAUGUUUUGGUUUUAAGACCCCCUCAAAAAAUCGAACGAGCUUUCACAUAAAAAUUAUCUGUAAUUGAUGUACCUUAAAUCAAAACAAUGUUGUUAAAAUGUUUCUAUUUUCGCAUUUGAAACCAAUUCGUUUGCUAAUUAGUUUGAUCCACCAUCUAAUGGUUAGCAUGAUCAAAAAUGAAAUUUCGCUUAAUUUAUUGCAAAAAAAAAUCUAUUAGGUAUUAUGAAAUUAUUUCAAAAUUCGUUGCAGUAACCACAGUUUUAAUGCUGAUGAUGAGACCAUGCCAUGAAGAAAACAAUUUAUUUCAUAUCCAGAUUAAAAUUUCUAAAAAAAAUUGACAAAAAUACAUUAUUACUUGUCAUUGAUUCGGAGAUUAAUCCAAUCACCCAAUUCUAUAUCAAAAAUAAAAACCAAAUUUAUUUAGUGUUAGUUGAAAGAAUAAUAACUUCAUUUACUAAUAUAUUUUUAUGAAGAUUGAAAAAGGAAAGAAAAAACAUUAGAACGCUGCAUUAGAAGUGAAUAUGAAUAGAAUGAUUCGGUUUCGCAAAGUUUCGAUUGGUCAACCGAUUGAAGGUGCAACAAUGGUGGAAACAAAAUCAAGUUGGAGUGUAUUUUUUUGUAGAAAAAUCGAAUAAACGCCACUCAAACUGAUAAAACUCAUACCCAUCAUCCUAUCGAUCAAUCGAACCAGCCAUUCACCUCGAGUAUCCAAUUCCAACUCAUUCCCAGUGAAACAACAACACGAACAUACGUUUAUAGGUAAUUUUUAAUUUUACAUAUAUUAAGAACAACAAAACAUGAGCACGACAAAAACAGUUUCUAGUGGAAGGAAAACAAAAAAAAACCAAAAUGACUUAAAAUACCCAUUUUUAUUAAAAAAAUUGAUUUGAAAGACUAAUUAAAGCUGAUCUGAAGCUUAUGUAUAACUGAAUUUAAGACAUUUAACAGUGAAUUAUGGCUUCCCCCUCUGAAAUAAUCGCCAAAUAUCAAACUCAGACAUAAUUAGCGCAUGUUAAUUUUAAAUUCUCAAUCUCGCUGAAAAGAUUAAACAAACGAAUUAACAGGCACAUUUAAGCCAAUUCACAUAGGACAUUCAAAUAUUGAUUUUUAAACAUUUACUAAUUAAAUCUAAACAAAACAUCACACAACCUUCUCGACGAGAAAUACAUUUUGGGUUUGCAUUUUUUUAGAACGCAUAUUAAUUCCAAAGGGAUACAGACACACAUACACAAAUAUCCCAAUAAAAUUAAAACAAAUGUAUUGGAUUGAUGGCCAAAUAUCAAUCCCGUAGCGAACACACCGGUUAAAUGACUCAUUUUAAUUGCAUUUCUACUUGAAUACAAAAAAGUGAUUGUGAUAACGAUACAAAAAAUCGAAUGAUGGCUUAAACAAUAAUAGGAUGACAUUAUUAUAACGAAAUGAAGAAAAUACAUGAAUAUUACAAUAAAAAAACAAAACAAUUAAUUUUUAAUAAAUUGACCUCAAUGGAAUGUACGAGUUGAAGUAAAAAGACAGAAGACUUGGAACAAUAAAUGGAAGCGUGCAAGCGACAAGGUUCACGAAAGAAAAACUUUGCAGGACUUAAGACUUGUGAUACAAAUAGGAAACAAAUGCAUUUAUUCCAUAUUCAGUUCAGCAUUUUAUUUGAGUUUUUGAACAAGUCGAACAUUUUCCGUGGUUGUUAUUUUAUUUCAAUUUUUGAAUGCAGAAAAUUUCGACCAAAUUGCCGUGCCAGCUUUAUUUGUUUUUUUAGGAAUUUUUUGAAGUUUGUGCUUUUAUUCAAGAAAAAGAGCUACAAAAUAUGUUUAUUGUUACGUUUGCAGCUUGUUUUUUCCCUCAAUUUAAUUCAAAUUUUUCGAAAUGGAUUUAUAGCAAAGCCAAACGAAUGAUGUGAUUUUCAGACGGAUGGAUAAAGUACACAGAGAAUAAUUUCAUAGGAUAGCAAAUUGAGUGCGUAUUUUUCGCACCCGACAGAAUAUUAAACAAAUUGAUUUGAUAAACAUAAAGUUUAAAAAUGAAUAUGACGAAAUUGCAUAUAAAAUUCGGCAAAUAGUUUUUAUAUUGCAAAUCAUGCAAAAAAAAAGUGUCUUGAAGCAGGGAUUUUUCCAGUUUUUAUUUCAAUGAAACGACGACUAAAAUUUACGCAAAUAAAUUACGUUUUUCUUCACACUGAAUAUCACUGUAUACGUACAAAAUUUUAUGUUUGUUUUGAUUUUAUUCCCCGAAAAAGAUCAAAUACCAAAAUAAUAGAAAAUCUAAUUGAGACAUUCAUGCACAAUGACAAUUCAAACGAGACCGUUAACAGUUUGUUGCACCUUAAAAUUUAAACUGGCGCUCGUCGAAAAAUAUAAAUGUAGGGACGGAUUGAAAGUGAGAAAUUCGGCGUGUUUAUUAAUUAUCAAUUUCGCUUACGGUGUGGACAUAAAUUGGAUAAAUGUAUUAAUUGCAAAAAAGUAUAUUCAAUGCUUGAUCAGCAAUUGGCAAUGAACACUGAAACAUUAUCGAGUUGAUGAUUGCUAUUCAAUAGUUGGUCUGAAAAUUGUUUGCUUGAUUAACACCAUUCUUAUAGGACGCAUUGCAUUGACUAAAACCAAUAUACUCAAGAAUUAUAUAAACAAAUGUUAUUGCAUACAAUUUAGUAGCAUCCAUAUAUUAUCUCUAGUCAAUUUAAUGUGAAAAAUAUCUACGAUAAAUAUUUUAUUCACACCGCCACACUUGAGAAAUCACUAACAAACAAAAAAUAAA